AUGGCCCAGGAAUUAUCGGGAUGGGACGGCGUCGACGAAGACGGGCCCAGCGACUUCGCGGCGGACAAUACGCUUCAGUGGAUCCUGAAUCGCGCUAACCAAGGCAAGCUCGCGGCGGCUGAUGCCUUAUCAGACGAGAGCUCCUCGCCGUUCAGCGGACAGUAUGGCGAAGAAGUUCAUCAGUCGCUGAAUGGUGCUCGAGAGGUCCCGUUCCCCACGAGUCUUCUCUCACCGCGCCCUAUGCCAGCCAACUAUAGCGCACGAUCUUCGUCUACGAUGGUCGCGACAUAUCCCAGUGGAGGUGUUCAUCAGGAUAAGGGGCGCACCGCAGAGGAUUUCAUAGGUUCCCUAUUUUCGAGUCCGAUUCCGAUAGGAAUCUAUCUCACAUCGCGUCUACAGGCCGUCAAGUUAGCGAAGGCCCUCUGUCAGCCGCAGAUGCUGCAGCUGCCCAGCAAGGAGGCACUCAGGGCAGUAGCCAAGCCCCAUUCCUUGCAAGAACGAAAUAUCACGGGGCGCCGAUUUCUCACAACAAUGGUCGAGGGCCCCGCGGUGGAGGUCGCGGUAGCGUUAACGGGCAAGCAUUACGACCGUCAGCACCUUCCUCCGAGAACGGUUCGUCGCGGAGGUCGCCCAGCCGACACCCGGGGCACUCGCAUUCGUUGUUCCAGAAUCACGACGGCGACGCGCCUGCCCAAGUGCAUGGCGGACAUACCUCAUAUGGCUGGCGAGGUGCUGCAUGGAAUGCGGGGAGCCAGUAUCGCCCGUCUGGCCUACGAGGGGCAUUCGAUACAAAUGCCUGUGAAUGUGGGGGCUCCGGCGGAAGAGGAGGGUCCUGGAGUGUCAGAGGAGGUACGGGUGGAGGAGGAGGCGGGCAUGGAGGCGGAGGAGGAGGCGGGGGAGGCGGCGGCGGGGGAGGCGGCGGCUACGGUGGAGCAGGAGGUUAUGGAGGCUACGGCGGGGCAAGUGCAGACACCACUCCCGGCGAUGGAAAUGAUGGCGAUGGUGACAGAGGAGGUGAUACUGCUAGCCAAAGUGGUGAGCGUGGUGGACGUGGUGGAAGUAGGGGCAGGGGAGGCAAUCGUGGUGCCGGCAGAGGCACCCGUGGAGGUAGAGCCGGUAGUUCACAGAGCGACCGUACCAGCAGGCGAGGGGACUGAAUGA
This is a messenger RNA of Gloeophyllum trabeum ATCC 11539, 1161 nucleotides long. RefSeq lists its product as uncharacterized. Bases 1 to 1161 code for a protein of 386 amino acids. Lineage: Eukaryota; Fungi; Basidiomycota; Agaricomycetes; Gloeophyllales; Gloeophyllaceae. The transcript is spliced from 2 exons. The record is from RefSeq and is a predicted model, not a curated record.